AUGGUGCCGGCCACGGGAGGCAUUGGGCUGGCGCUGGCUGGUGAGGCGCUGCGCCGUGGCCCCACCCGCCUCACCCUUGUCGCACGCGACGUCACCCGUCUGGCGGAGGCGCGUGCCGCCCUGAUCGAAUCCCACGGCACCGCCUGCGACCUGCGCACCAUCUCCCUUGACAUUACUGCCCCCUAUGAGGAGAUUAGGCAGAGUCUGGUGGUCACCCACGAUGUUGGCACGGUAGACGUGCUCAUCAAUUGUGCGGGUGCAGCUGUGGCGCAGACCUUCGAGGCGAGCCCACCGGAGGUCUUUGAUCGUCUAAUGCGACUGAACUACUUGGGUGCGGUGCAUGUGACCAAGGCCCUUCUGCCUGCCAUGCUCUCACCAGAUGACGUAGAGAAGGGAGACAAGCGGGGCGUUUCACAGCGCCGAAUCGUUUUUGUCUCUUCCCUCGCCAGCCUCGUGCCCAUCUACGGCUUCGCUGCUUACGCCGCUGCCAAAGCUGCUAUCACCACGUUCGCGGACAUUUUGCAACAGGAGUUGGAGGAUAUGGGACCCGCUGUCACGAUCAUCUUUCCACCGGACACGGAUACUCCUGGUCUACUGGCGGAAAACGUGGGUAAGCCAGCAACUACGCGAGCAAUAUCGGAGGCGGGUGGACUGGAGUCACCGGCGUCGGUGGCAGCGAGCGCGAUGCAUGACGUGCUGUUGGGCCGUAGGCGCUCCCUCCUCGGUGCUACGGGGCGUGCGCUCUCGUGGGCCACUGCGGGCGUCAGCCGGGCUCAGCAAGACUGCCCGCUGCCUCUCCCAUCUCCCUUUAUUGCUGUGCUCGAGGUCUUCCUUGCGCCUCUCUUCAAGAUCGCUCUCUUGGGCUUCGCCUAUUGGUGCCGUGCCUAUUUAGUACAAUCUGGCUUUCAUCCCUGUUGUAUGGAACCAGCAGCUGGAACGCCUGAGUUUAUUGAAAAACUGCUAGGCAGAGAGUUUCUUGAUCCAGAACCCUUUGUCGACUACAAACUUGGCGAGGAGGUGAAUGGGUUCAAUUUGGAGAAUGAGGGUUUCCAAAAGCCCAUUGUUAUCUCGAAUAAAGACGGUUUGCGUAUGAAAGUUCCUCCCUCAAACUUUACCCUUCACGAUGUGGUUAAUCUCACUGAUCCCAAAAUCCCCAUUGACGUCAUCGAUGUAGCACUUCAGUCGGAUAUGCGAUUAUCUCUGGGGGAGUUUGUGGAGCAAUUUUACUCGAAGCCGCGCGACCGAAUUCUCAACGUACUCAGUUUUGAGUAUUCCCGGACUAAGCUGGGUAGAUGCACUCGGCCACCGCAUGUGGUGAAGGAGUUGAGUUUGGUGGACAACUGCUGGCCAGAACCCUCGGACGAGGACGAGGAACUUAGUAGUCCUACUUCGUCUGCAAAGCCGCAUGUCAAAAAGUAUUGCCUCAUGAGCAUGGCCGGCUCCUACACUGACUUUCACAUCGAUUUCGGUGGCUCUUCCGUCUGGUAUCACGUCCUCUGGGGUGAGAAAAUAUUCUACGUGACACCACCGCGCAGACCUUACUUGGAGGCUUAUUGGAGUUGGAACGGCCUUUUCGAUAACCGCCACGUUUUCUACCCGGAUACACGUGAACCACAAAUACCUGUGGCGCGGCUUCACUUGAAAGCUGGCGAGACAGUUCUUCUCCCUUCCGGCUGGAUUCAUGCUGUUUACACACCGGUGGACAGCCUUGUAUUUGGCGGCAAUUUCCUCACUCUAUUCAGCAUUCCUCUUCAACUUCAUGUCUACCGCAUGGAAGUGAGCCAAGAGACGGAGGAGCGCUUUCUUUUUCCCUGCUUUGAAAAACUUCACUGGUACGCUGCUGAUGUUAUUCUCGGCAGACUAACCAAUUAUUUGUAUGCCGGUCAGGAGCCCCCGGCAUAUCUUCUAAAGGCCGCGCACGCUCUCGUCGCACCACUACGUCAGUGGUAUGAAUUAAGGAAGGGCCUGCCAAAGGGCGAGCGAAACUAUCACCUCCCCCCUAGGACCUACUUGCAAUACGCCUAUUCCACUCUUAUAACCAGGCUGGAGGAUUUGGUUCAGUCAUUCCUAUUGAAACCGUCCCCUGACCAAGAGAAAAGAGGCCGACGUUCUAUGCGCAUUACCUCCAGACAGAGAUCUCCAUCUGCGGACGACCAAAGUGAAUCCACCGACCCACAAGUUUCUGACUCAGGCACCGUGCGAUACGGCGCUUUGUCCUACAAGCGAGGUCGUGAAGUCGAAGACGAGGAAGAAAGCGUUAUGGACGAAGUGCUUGAUGCAGUACCUGAACUUCGAAGUAGUAGACUUGUUGACGACCACUACAUUUUUCCCAUCUCCGCCGAGUUGGAGCAGACUGGGCCUAAGGGGAGGGCGUCGAGGCGAAGGAGAAGGGCCGCCAAAAUUGCUCAAAAAGCUGAGGAUCCUGACCCCACAUGGUGUGCUUCGACCACUCGAAGGGGCAAGACUACGGUACGGCAGCGCCUGGCCAAGCGCCUCGGUUUGUGA
This is a messenger RNA of Echinococcus granulosus, 2505 nucleotides long. RefSeq names its product Histone lysine demethylase PHF8. Gene Ontology annotation, molecular function: oxidoreductase activity; histone demethylase activity; transcription coregulator activity. Bases 1 to 2505 code for a protein of 834 amino acids. The transcript is spliced from 15 exons. Gene Ontology annotation, biological process: protein demethylation; regulation of transcription by RNA polymerase II. The record is from RefSeq and is a predicted model, not a curated record. NCBI's taxonomy places the organism in Eukaryota, Metazoa, Platyhelminthes, Cestoda, Cyclophyllidea, Taeniidae.